Molecule: messenger RNA, 3078 nt
Organism: Rosa chinensis
Lineage: Eukaryota; Viridiplantae; Streptophyta; Magnoliopsida; Rosales; Rosaceae
Exons: 13
Coding region: 151-2712 (853 amino acids)
Source: RefSeq, a predicted model, not a curated record
AGCUCUCUCUUUGCUUUUCUUCUGCCUGUCACUCUCUGUCCCGCACUCACCAACCAAGUCGGCCAACCCAACGAAGUUUCUGCUACUUUCUGAACUUGUGUCAAGAUAGGUACAGAGACCCACAACCUCUCAACAACAAGUUCAACAAAAAUGCUCUCCAAGUUGUGUGCAUCACCCAGUUCCCGAUUUUGUGGGCAUAGGGGUGGGAAUCAUCCUCUAUGUCGUUUUGGGUAUGCUUCAAGGAAAUCUUCAGAGUAUGACAAGCCUCGGUUCAGGAUUGUGGGGCAAUCUCUGGGGGAUAGGUGGAAGCUCAACGACGUUGAUGCCAAUUGCGCAACCAUUUUUGGUGGAUCUGUUGAGUGUCUGUGCACCACAUUGAGCGAGUCUCUUAGGGGACAUGAUUUCGGUAAUUGGAAUGAUGCAGUGCAAGAAAAGUUGAAUUCAUGGCUACUGAAGACCCAAAGCUUUUUAAGUGAAGUUACUUCUCCACUAGUAAGAACUAGUCAGACUGGAAAACCUGUCACCAGAGAUGCUCUUGAGACACAAGAUAUGGACGACAUAUUUAUGGCUGAACAGACUAUUAAUAGCAGAACACCAAAUGGAAUUCUCUCUUUGGCUGCUAUUGUAUCUGUAGAGCAGUUUAGCAGGAUGAAUGGAUUGACGGGGCAGAAAAUGCAGAAAAUAUUCAAAGCGCUUGUUCCUGAAUCUACAUAUAAUGAUGCUCGUAAUUUGGUUGAAUAUUGCUGCUUUAGGUUUUUGUCAAGGGAUGCUUCUGAUGUUCAUCCUUCCCUGAAGGAACCUGCAUUCCAAAGACUGAUAUUCAUAACAAUGCUUGCAUGGGAGAAUCCUUAUCAAGAACAUCUUGCCAGUGGUUCGGAGAAAGCUUCUUUUCAGAGAAAACUUGUGAGAGAAGAUGCCUUUGUACGUUUGGCUCCUGCAAUUUCUGGUGUGGCUGAUAGGUCCACAGUGCAUAAUCUAUUUAAGGCUCUAGCUGGUGAUGAACAAGGCAUCUCUUUGAGCUUGUGGUUGACUUAUGUUGAUGAACUUCUCAAGGUUCACGAAGGAAGAAAAUCAUAUCAGAUACGAGAGUCCCCGAACCUUUCUGAGGAGAGAAUCUUAUGCAUUGGUUCCAGCAGGAAACGUCCUGUCUUAAAAUGGGAGAAAAAUAUGGCCUGGCCUGGAAAAGUUACUCUAACUGAUAAAGCUAUUUAUUUUGAGGCAGCUGGCUUAUUUGGACAAAAUGAUUCUAUGAAGUUGGAUUUGACAAGACCUGGAUUGCGAGUAGAAAAAGCAAAAGUUGGACCUUUUGGUUCUGUUCUCUUUGAUUCUGCGGUCUCUAUAUCAUAUGGUCCCGAGUCAAAAGACAAGUGGGUGCUGGAAUUUGUUGACUUGGGUGGAGAAAUGAGGCGAGAUGUCUGGCAUGCGUUUAUUAGUGAGAUUAUUGUGUUACACAAGUUUAUCAGGGAGUAUGGUCCAAAGGAAGAUGAUGAAUCGUUAUUUCAUGUUUAUGGUGCUCACAAAGGAAAGGAAAGAGCUAUCACCAGUGCCAUUAAUAGUAUAGCUAGACUACAGGCUCUUCAGUUUAUGAGGAAGUUGCUAGAUGAUCCGACCAAACUAGCUCAGUUCACAUAUCUACAAUAUGCACCAUAUGGUGAUAUUGUUUCUCAGGCUCUAGCAGUAAACUAUUGGGGUGGCCCACUGAUAUCUAAGUUUAUAGAGGAACACAACCCACCAGCUCAAGGAGCAAGGCCUUCUAGUGAAAUGAUUGAAAGCAGUAAUCAUGUGUUUGACAUUGAUGGCAGUGUCUACUUACACAAGUGGAAGACCUCUCCAUCUUGGGCUUCAAGUGCUUCUGUGAGCUUUUGGAAGAAUGCAUCAAUAAGGCAGGGGGUGGUAUUAAGUAAAAAUAUUGUUGUUGCUGAUUCAGCUCUAGUGGAAAGAGCCACAGGAAUAUGCAAACAAAAAUCGCAGGCAGCUGAAAAAACUCAAGCCGCUAUUGAUGCUGCAAUGCUUAAAGGGAUACCCAGUAACAUCGAUCUAUUCAAGGAACUUCUGCUUCCUCUGACCAUAAUUGCCACAAAAUUUGAAAAACUUAGGCGCUGGGAGGAGCCAUACUUGACUGUUUCUUUUCUUGCAUUUUCCUAUACAAUCAUUUUCAGGAAUUUGCUGUCAUAUAUAUUCCCAACAGCAUUGAUAAUAUUGGCAACUGGUAUGCUAACACUGAAGGGGCUAAAGGAGCAAGGCCGUCUUGGGAGAUCAUUUGGAAUGAUUACUCUCCGUGACCAGCCUCCUUCAAAUACUAUCGAAAAAAUUAUAGCUGUAAAAGAUGGCAUGCAAGAUGUGGAAAAUUAUUUGCAGAAUCUGAAUGUCACACUUCUGAAAAUACAUACAAUUAUCCUUUCUGGUCAGCCUCAGAUUACGACUGAGGUUGCACUGGUGCUGUUAUCUUCUGCAACAGUUCUCCUCACUGUGCCAUUCAAAUAUGUUCUUGCCUUUCUUAUCUUCGAUCUCUUCACGCGGGAGCUUGAGUUCAGGAGGGAGAUGGUCAAAAGAUUCAUAGAUUUCUUGAAGGAGCGUUGGGACACAGUGCCUGCUGCCCCUGUAGUUGUAUUACCGUAUGGAAGUAAUGAAUCCACACCAGAACCUGAUAGAAAGGGAAGCAAGGACGUAGAAAAAUCUGAAAAAAGUGAUAGAAGUAAUAAUUCUGUAUAGAUUCAUAUGUAUAGCUAUGUGAUAGUCUCAUAAUUCAUUUUUAAUAUACCUCAGGUAUGUAGAAAGCAAGAAUAACCAUCAAGUGUACAGAAAAUGAAGCACUUGUAAUGUCAAUCUAAUGCUUCACUGCAGCAUAGUUUGAGUUAAUUGGUUAAUGGUUCUGACUUUAUCAGUAUCGGCCCUAAAGCAACCAUUCCAGGAAGAAGCCGCCAAAUCAUCUGCUACUUUAAGCUACAAUCACUUGCUAUGCUACAUGCACCUAAAUGCACAGGGGAGCAUUUUGAUUUCUUUGCUCAUGUAUAUACACCAAAAUUGGAACUAUUAAUUUCUUCUAAUUACCCGUGUUUAUUGAUGUAAUCUUUUUUU